AUGAAUACAAAAUUUAUUUCUCUUUCUAUUCAAAAUCUAGACCGUAUUCAUAUUACAGGGACUGAAUCUUGUUUUUCAGAACUUAAAUACUGUUCUUGUGAUGUUAAAAUCAAUAGUAAUGUUUUAGAGAGUUUGGCUAUAACAAACACAUCAAUUAAAAAGUUGAUAUUUGAAAUUAAUCACUUAAAGAAUAAUCCCGGAAUCAUUAGAUUAAUUGAGGCACAAAAAAGCCUAAAAAAAGUCAAUUUCGGUAAUAUAUUUGUUGAAAAUAGGCAUGAAACAUAUUUUUCAAUAAUUAGAGCUCAAGAAGAACUAAAGGAUCUUGCUGUUUUAGACAGAAAUGGAUUUAUUAUUUAUGAUACAUAUUUUAAAACACUUGAAGAAUCGCUAAUUAAAUGUGCAGAUACUAUCCAGUAUUUAAAAAUAAGGUGGAUACCUAUUACAAAUUAUCUUUCAUACCUUAUAAAUUUAGUAAGUUUAAAAAUACAACCUACUCACAAAGCACAUUUUAAACAUUUAGAAAAUCUAUUUUUACCUCAUUUAAAAUGUCUAAAAACUCGAUAUAUCUCAUCUAAAAUUUUAGCAAGUUUAAUUGAAAAUACAAAAGGUCAACUUAAUAAAAUUAGUAUUCUUUUUCAAAAUACCACUGAUAAUGAAAAGCUUAUACAAGUAAUUUAUAAAAAUUGUCCAAAUCUUAGUUAUCUUCAAUUAUCAUUGGUUGAUAGUGAUAUUCCAGAAGUUGAAAAUAUAUUAAUUCAUUGUCAAUUUUUAAUUGAAUUAGAAAUUAUGGAAUUGAAUGAAUUUUCUCCCUUUGAAAAAGACGAUUGGAAUAAAUUAUUUGAAAUUAGUGCUCCUACCGGGUCAAGUCGGGUCGGGUUUUGA
Molecule: messenger RNA, 882 nt
Organism: Rhizophagus irregularis DAOM 181602=DAOM 197198
Lineage: Eukaryota; Fungi; Glomeromycota; Glomeromycetes; Glomerales; Glomeraceae
Source: RefSeq, a predicted model, not a curated record